AAUGACACGUAUUACAAGUGUACUCCUACUCUCACUAUUGCUUGUUUCAACAUAAGCUUACUUUUAAGAUAAAGAACAUAGAGAAGAGGCUAAGUCAUUCUUUUUGAAUUUUAUAAAAGAAUUUACAAAUGAAUAUACCGCUUUAUCUGCUGAAGGUUUGGAUUAUAUGGGAGCUAUGAAAUUGGCUUUAGAUUAUUGGAUUACAUAAAUAAGGAUUCACAAUUUUGCUGAAUUAAAAGUAUAUAAAUAAAGAAAUAUAAUAAGGUUGAUUUUGAUGUGAAUCAUGACAUUUUAGAAAUAUCAGCACCUACUUUUAAUAUUGAUCUAAUAGUAGAAAAUAAAUACACAAUUCCAAUAAAAAUAGAAGAGUAUUUAAGCAUCAAUAUUUUAGUUUGUUUGUUUCUAUUAUUUUUAAUAUUGGUCCAACACAUUUCAGAUGUUAAGAUGUCGAAAUUGAUUAUGCCUCUGUUUCUUUGGAUGUAAAUGUAGUAAUCGAAUAUAUAACAAAACAAUUAUUAUCAUUGGAUAUUAUCAAAUCUGCAAUCAAGAAAUCAGAGACUCCACUUAGAAAUGUUAUAAUCAAUGCUAUUAGAGUAUUUAAUUAAUUCAAAUAAUAAAGAGCAACCAUUAAAGAUUACAUGGAUUAAUAAAUGAAUUGAGAUCAGGCUCAUUUAAUCCAGGAGUACUUAUAGCCUAAUUACCUAAUGUUCCAUUUACCAGAGUAGAAAAUGGAGAAUAUAUUAUUAAUAUAAGAUAAAUUUUCAGUUUUGAAUCUUAGAAAGAGAAGGAAAAGAAGGAUGAUCUUUGA
Messenger RNA from Paramecium pentaurelia, 808 nucleotides. The record is from the annotation of a GenBank genome assembly. Lineage: Eukaryota; Ciliophora; Oligohymenophorea; Peniculida; Parameciidae.